Molecule: messenger RNA, 1127 nt
Organism: Halteromyces radiatus
Lineage: Eukaryota; Fungi; Mucoromycota; Mucoromycetes; Mucorales; Cunninghamellaceae
Exons: 2
Coding region: 16-816 (266 amino acids)
Biological process (GO): regulation of DNA-templated transcription; cellular response to starvation
Cellular component (GO): nucleus
Molecular function (GO): DNA-binding transcription factor activity, RNA polymerase II-specific; RNA polymerase II transcription regulatory region sequence-specific DNA binding; zinc ion binding
Source: RefSeq, a predicted model, not a curated record
GAAAACAAGUCAAAAAUGCUUGUGGUAAGUAAAAUCUAUAUUAUUAUUAUUAUAAGUAAUGACCUAAUUCUUUUUUUUUUUUUUAUAAUAGUCAACUGUCAAAAAGCUUGCAAGAAAUGUGAUGAAGGUCGAGCAUGUCAACGAUGUUUGAAACUUGGAAUUGCUGAUACUUGUGUUGAUUCUCCUAGAAAGGAACGGUUAAAAGGCGUAAAACGUGGUCCAUAUAAGAAACGUCAAAAACAACAAAAUGGAAUCAAGGAUCAAACCGAAAAUAAGGCUAUUCAACAACCAUAUGAAUCUGCUGUAGUAUGGGAUCCAAUUCAACCUUCUUCUUCUGAUUUGAUGAUGCUUAGUCAUGAUACCAAUGGAUAUUAUUCUUCACCUAUUCCUACUCAAUCUUCUUUUCUUGAUAAUACUUCACCUUUAUCAUUGAGUGAACAUUAUACUUCACCAUUACAAUCAUCUUCUUUAUCAACAUCACCUGCAUCAUCUACCAUGAUUUUACCUCAAGAUACCCUUCAAUCCUUAUUUACUAUGGAAGACAUGAAUUUGUCUGUUCCUAUUGCUUAUGAUCCUAUUUACCCUUCUCAACAAAGUAUUUCACCAUCAUCAUCUCCUGUUGCUUCUUUAACUUGGUCUACUUCUUCUCCUACAACCACAAGUUUUAUUCCUCAUUUGACUCAAUCUAUAUAUCAACCAUCUAUUAUACAACAACAACCACCAAAAGAACUUUAUCAGCAAUCAAAUGAACAAUAUCCUUGGUAUUGGGAUCCAUCUUAUGAUUGGUCAUCUACUUAUUCUCAACCUUUUAUGUAAAUGAUUUCCAUUUUAUUUUAUUUAUUUAUUUUUAUUUUAUUUUUAUGAUCCCCUUUCUUCUUGUUUUGUUUUGAUUGAUUAUAUGCCAUUUCUUUUAUAUAUAUAUGCUUCAUCUUUUUUUUUUACUAUACCCUUUAUAUUGAAAUACAUAGACAUGCCAUACAUUUUUCCCCUUUUGAUUUAGACAACAACAAAAAAAAAAGUUUUUUCUUAUCAUUUAUUACUAUAGAAUUUCAUUUAUCAUCAUCAUCAUCAUCAUCAGCAUAUUUCUUUUAUUUAUUCAUUCCAAUCCUUUUAGUAUAAUAUCAUCA